This is a messenger RNA of Gongylonema pulchrum, 597 nucleotides long. Lineage: Eukaryota; Metazoa; Nematoda; Chromadorea; Rhabditida; Gongylonematidae. The record is from the annotation of a GenBank genome assembly.
AAGAAAGAGCCGCCACCCAGUUUGACAGAUGCGAUAGCGAAUAUUGACUCACGGGGCGAAAGCAUUGAUAAGAAGAUUGCACGCCUGGAUGCGGAGCUGAUCAAGUACAAGGAUCAAAUCAAGAAGAUGCGCGAAGGGCCCGGCAAAAAUCAGCUGAAGCAGAAAGCUCUGCGGUUGCUGAAGCAGAAGCGUAUGUACGAGAACCAGCGGGAUCAGCUCAGUCAGCAGUCGUUCAAUAUGGAGCAAAGCAAUUUCGCCAUCCAGGGAAUGAAGGAUACUCAAAGUACUGUAGCGGCGAUGAAGCAGGGACUGAAAACGAUGCAGACGGAAUUUAAGCACUUGGAUAUCAAUAAGAUCGAUGCCCUUCAAGAUGAAAUGGAGGAAAUGCUGGAUAUGAAUAACGAAAUUCAAGAAGCCAUGGCACGACAGUACGAAACACCUGAUAUCGAUGAGGCUGACUUGGAAGCAGAACUGGAUGCGUUGGGAGACGAAUUGGAAACUGAGACAGAUAGUACUUAUCUGGAUGAGGCACUUAACGCACCCGGUGUACCAUCGAAAGAACCAGGAGCUUCGAGCAAAGUCUGGAGACGCGAAUAA